CUGUUGUUUCAUUCUAACGAGGUUGCACGCCUAUUGCCCUUUUUAACUCCUCCAGCUCUAUCUUUCUCUCUGCGUCUUUUUCACUGAUCACAAAUUCUCAAACCCCUCGCGAUAAAACCACCCAGAAGGGCCUCUCUUUUCAAACCCAAAACAACAAAGUUGGUAACUUUGGUGUUCCAAAGUCCAAGCUCUCGCUUUCGCUCUCAGCCUGAACCCAAAAAAAAAACCAUCCAUACUGCAAAACACAAACCUCAUAUUAUCUAUGGUGGUGGCAUAGAGAAUGUCAACAACAACAGCAACAAGAAGAGCAAAAUGGCAAUACCCACCACCGCCGCCGACCCCAAGAAUCCUCCACUUGCCACGCCGGCCUCGGCGGAGACCCACCAAGACCGUGGCUUCGAAACCUGCCUCUGCCGAGGCCCGGCGUGACCGCCAAGGCAAGCUGGAGGCUCUUUUUGAUCAAGAGCGUGCGUUUUCAAGAACUGGGGUUCCAAUAGUGGUGUUGGACUAUGAUGGUGGGGAAUGUGAGAGGAGGAGAGUGAGAGUUGAGGAGAGUGGUAGUGAGAGUGGUGGUGGUGUGGUGGAGGAGAAGUGGAGGUUCCAGGCGGAGAUGUUGAGGGCUGAGUGUAAUUUGCUGAGGAUGGAGAGGGAGAUUGCGGUCAAGAAGUUGGGGAGGAGCCGGGUGAAGAUGGAGAGGACUCUGAGAUCCGCUAUUCAGACUUUGGUUUCUGGAAGAAAGAAGAUUUGUGAAGGAAAGAAUGCGAGCGUGAUAUUGGAGGAAGAGAUCCAAGAUUUGGUAGAAAAACUAGAGAAGUUGCAAAGGAGCUCAGGAGUAAAGGGUCUCGAAGCUAAGAACUACAGUAAUUUUGAUAAACAAACGUCUCUUCUUCAGAGACGGUUAGAGAAGUUUGGAGCACCAUCGGAUGAGAUAUGCGUGGAGGAGAUCUCAUCCGUUAAGGAGAUACGGGAGAUGGCGGAAGCAAGCUUGUCAAUCAAAACAGGUUGUAGAAUCAAGGAGAGCUUUGUUUCAAGUGGCAAAUGCAAUAAUUUGCAGGUGGAGAUUCUAAGAAGGAAGAUGGAGGGGUUGUCAAAGGGGAUUUUGUUAGACAGAAUGGAAGAGGAGUAUAGAUCAAUGCUUUCUACAUCAAACAGUUCUGUUGCCAGUUCUGCCUCCUCUUCCAAGCGAAGCGAAUUUCCUAACUCAUCUUCUUCCUCAAUAAGACAACCUGAUCAGGAAACAAUGUCCCGUGACGAUAACCUGUGCUCAGGACGUUGCAAGGCUGUAGUGCGAAGAAUUGUAGAGCAAGUUCGAAUUGAGACAGAGCAAUGGUCACAGAUGCAGGAGAUGCUAGGGCAAGUGAGGAAGGAGAUGGAAGAAUUGCAGGCUUCUCGAGACUUUUGGGAAGAUCGAGCCCUCAAUUCUGAUUAUCAAAUCCAGUCCCUACGCACUGAUGUGCAAGAAUGGAGACAGAAGGCUCUUUCUUCUGAAAGCAAAGCUAAUGAGCUACAAGGGGAAAUGUCUGUGCUCCGCGGGGAGCUUGAAUGCAUGAAGAAGGAACAAAACUCAGUAAUUAUGAGGGCUCCAGGAAUCACCCAUGAUGCACAAAACGAGAUGGAGAAAAGAGUACUGGUUUGUCGCUUGAAGGAGAAUCAUUGUACUAGAGAUAAUGUCAGUAAGGAGGUCUUAAGUGAUAGAAGAAGAAAAGCACAUACAUCCACAUCCACUGCUCCAAAACGAUCACCUUUCCGAGAUAUUGGCAACUCAUCAUUGUUGAUGAGGCAAAAUAGCAAAGCUAUUUUCCCUUUGCAUUGCCCCCUCCCUUCCAACGCGGCGGAGACCUAUUCGAGAGAGUGAGUCUCAGUAACUGUGAUUCUGCUAGGGGCAAUUCUUGUUGUCUAGCUAACUAUAUCAAAUGUAGCACUUCAUAAUGAAAUAGUUAGCUCAAAAUA
Messenger RNA from Alnus glutinosa, 1950 nucleotides. RefSeq lists its product as uncharacterized. The coding region runs from base 281 to 1855 and encodes 524 amino acids. NCBI's taxonomy places the organism in Eukaryota, Viridiplantae, Streptophyta, Magnoliopsida, Fagales, Betulaceae. The record is from RefSeq and is a predicted model, not a curated record. The transcript has 5 exons.